AAAAAAAUAGACAAUAGAUGUUGACUUCUGCAUCACGCCCAAAAUCUGCAUAAUGAUUUAGCUACUAGAAUUAAAUUGGUAUAAAAGUUGACACUGAGAAGACAAUAGUAUCAUUUGUUGAAAGACAAAUUUACUACACAUACAAAAUCAAAAUGUUCAAAAUCUUUGUUCAUUUCUUCGCUCUCUUAGCUGUCGCUUUCGCUGCAGCGAAACCAUUGGCUAAUCCUCAACCAAACCCACAACCAAACCCUCAAGUUUUGGCUGCUUAUAGUGCUCCUGCCGUAGUCUCGGACGUUGUCUAUCCUGGCGUGGCGUACUCAGCUCCAUUAGCUUACUCAGGAACACUCAACCCAGUGGCUUACACUGCUCCUUUGGUGUAUUAUUAGGUUGAAUGAAAAAUUGAUUUUGAAUUAUUUUUGAGCUAUAAUGUUUUGAAUUUUAAAAAUUUAAUAAAUGAUUACUUAUUUAA
Molecule: messenger RNA, 469 nt
Organism: Diabrotica virgifera virgifera (western corn rootworm)
Lineage: Eukaryota; Metazoa; Arthropoda; Insecta; Coleoptera; Chrysomelidae
Exons: 2
Coding region: 153-386 (77 amino acids)
Source: RefSeq, a predicted model, not a curated record